Molecule: messenger RNA, 2093 nt
Organism: Malania oleifera
Lineage: Eukaryota; Viridiplantae; Streptophyta; Magnoliopsida; Santalales; Ximeniaceae
Product: protein DETOXIFICATION 42
Exons: 14
Coding region: 200-1747 (515 amino acids)
Biological process (GO): transmembrane transport
Cellular component (GO): membrane
Molecular function (GO): antiporter activity; xenobiotic transmembrane transporter activity
Source: RefSeq, a predicted model, not a curated record
AAGGCCCUGUUCUGUGUCACCUUCACUCGCCUUCUAACCAGAAAGUGCAAAUCAACGUCUAAAGUACCAACAUCUCCUCAAUCCUACCUCACAGCGUCCUUGUAUUUUCUUCCUUCUUUGUUCCUGGUGCAAAAUAAGUUCUUGCAGGACACGGCCAGCGUUGGAGCUGUGAUUUGUGGGCAAAGGUGAUUUGGUAAUCAUGGUAGAGGAAAAUGGUUCAUAUUUACCAAGGGAGAAGGGAAGAAUUCCCCUGUUCAUAUUUCUUAAGGAUGCAAGAGUCGUUUUCAAGCUGGAUGAACUUGGGUUAGAAAUAGCCAGGAUUGCUCUCCCCACUGCAUUAGCUUUGACAGCUGAUCCUAUUGCUUCUCUGGUUGACACAGCAUUCAUUGGUCAAAUUGGUCCAGUAGAACUUGCUGCUGUAGGAGUUUCUAUAGCUGUGUUUAAUCAAGCAUCAAGGAUUGCAAUAUUCCCACUUGUAAGUGUCACAACCUCUUUUGUUGCUGAGGAAGAUACUGUUGGAAGAGUUAGCCCAGAAGCGCAAGAGUGUGAAUGCUUGGAAAUGGGUUCAACCGUUGGUACUGAAAGUAAAGAGUUGAUACCAAAGAAUGACUCCGGUGAAAGGACAUGCAAUUCAAGGUCAUUUGGUUGCACAAUUGAUAUGCCUAAUGCUCAGAACAAAAGAAGAAAUAUCCCAUCAGCCUCAGCAGCACUGGUUAUCGGUGGCAUUCUUGGCCUAAUCCAAGCUGUAGUUCUCAUUUUUGGAGCAAAGCCUAUAUUAAAUUUCAUGGGGGUCCAUUCAGAUUCCCCUAUGCUAUCUCCUGCACAACAGUACUUGACAUUGAGAUCAUUUGGUGCUCCUGCAGUUCUUCUUUCCUUGGCCAUGCAAGGGGUAUUCCGUGGAUUUAAGGAUACAAAAACUCCUCUGUAUGCCACUGUGGCAGGAGAUAUAGCAAACAUAAUUUUGGAUCCAAUACUUAUGUUUGUUUUCCAUUUGGGAGUCAGUGGUGCAGCUGUUGCCCACGUUAUAUCUCAGUACCUGAUUUCUGCUAUUCUCAUGUGGAGAUUAAUGAAAAAAGUCUAUCUCUUACCUCCAAGUAUCAAAGAUCUGAAAUUUGGACAAUUUCUUAAAAAUGGUUUUCUACUCUUAAUGAGGGUCAUCGCUGUGACAUUCUGUGUGACCCUGGCUGCAUCAUUGGCUGCACGGAGGGGUUCGACACCCAUGGCUGCAUUUCAGGUCUGCUUGCAGAUUUGGUUGGCAACAUCUCUGCUUGCUGAUGGGCUGGCUGUUGCUGGGCAGGCAAUUCUUGCAAGUGCAUUUGCUAAGAAGGACUACAACAGGGUGACUGCAACAGCAUCUCGAGUACUGCAGUUAGGACUGGUUCUUGGUUUGCUACUCGCAAUCAUACUCGGUACUGGACUGCAUUUUGGAGCAAGAUUAUUUACAAGUGAUGCCAAUGUCCUGCACCUAAUCAGUAUAGGCAUCCCGUUUGUUGCAGCAACUCAACCAAUAAACUCCCUGGCCUUUGUUUUUGAUGGCAUCAAUUUUGGAGCCUCUGAUUUUGCAUAUUCUGCCUACUCCAUGGUUCUGGUGGCCAUGGUUAGUAUUUUGUGUUUGUUCAUUCUCUCAUCCCAUUAUGGUUUUUUCGGAAUCUGGGCUGCUCUGAGCAUCUAUAUGAGUUUACGAUCAAUUGCGGGCUUUUGGAGGAUUGGGACUGGAAGCGGACCAUGGUCCUUUCUCAGGAGCUAAAUGUGUGCUUUGAUUGUGGCUGCAGCAUCACUCCCCCAGACUUUCAUGUGCAGCUGUUUGUUUUCAUUAUUUUCUGUUCAUGGGAACUUUCUUUUCUUUUUCUUAGGAAAAUACCAAGAGCUAAAAGAAACUGCACAGCACAUAUCAUGGAAGACUGUUAUAUAAGGUAGCAUUCUUCUUGCUGUCUUCUCAAGUUGUAUGCUUCAGGUAAUGUAGCGUUUAUGUAUGUACAAGAAAUUCAUAGGCUGUUUGUUGCACCCAAUAUGGGGCGAGAGAGAGAGAGAGUCCCCUGGCUUGUAAUGAACUUCAAGAAUCUGCAAUCCUAUAAUUAGUUGAAAAGAGUACA